AUGAACGCCAGGAACAACAUAUUUCAGAUCCUCCGACAGGAGGAUAAGAUAAAGAGGAAGACGAAGCAGCUGAAGGAGAGCCAGCAGAAGAAGGAGAAUGAGAAGGAGAAUGAGAAGAAGGACGCCAGCACAUUUUCCUUCGAUAUCAGCAAGUACUCCUCCUGGGCCGACAUGAUGGACGAGUAUGACGAGUUCUUUUACGAGGUGGAGAAACUGAAUGAUCAGGAGAAGAACGGAGCAAAUGACAACAAGGAGAAGAAAAAAAAAAAAACGAAAAAAAAAAAAAAAGACGACGAAUACAGUGAUGACAGUAGUGAGGGAGACAAGGAGGACGCGGACGAAGCCGCCAAACCAAACGCCACCGAAAAGGAAACAAAGAACAACAAAUCGUCUAGCACUCCUAAUGCGAAGAAGAAGCAAAAUGGAAGUGCUAAUGGAGUUAAUAACCUAACUAAACAAAAACAAAUCGAGAGAAAAAAAAAAUACAAAAGGGAAAGAGAAAAAAAUAAACUGGAAAAUAUUCUACUUGAAUUCACAAGCACAUAUAACCCCAGCGUGGAAAAGGAAGUGCAGGAUGGGGAGGAAGUCCCGAAUGGAGCUGAGUCGGUGGAGAUUACUGUGACAGGAAGUGGCGGUGGAGGAGGAGGGGCUACGCCCACUGGUGCAGAUGCAAAUGGCCCAGCGGUGGAGAACCAAGGCGAGGGGGAUAAUGAAGACAAGCUAAAGAAAAAGGAGAAGAAGAAAAAAAAAGACAAGAAGAAAAAGGAAAAGAAGAAGCAGGAAGAACUGAACGAGUCACUUAAGAGGGAGGAUCUGGGUAUGGUUGCCCCUGGAGACGCGGCGGACCAGGGGGCCAAAGCGGUCUGCCACGCGAUCGCCAACGGCGAGGCAGGCACGUACCAUCCCAAGGAGAUAACCCCCCUCGCGGUGAACGAGAAAUUAAAAAUGCUCCUCAGCAUGACGUCGAAGAAAAAAAAGAAACGAGAAAAAAUCGACGACAUCAUUGCCAUCGUGGAGAGAGAGGAAAAUAUAAAAAAAAAGCAGCAGGACAAAAUUAAGCAGAAGGAGAAGCAGAAGUUAAAGAUGCUCCAGAAGUCGAUGCAGUGA
This is a messenger RNA of Plasmodium inui San Antonio 1, 1107 nucleotides long. RefSeq lists its product as hypothetical. NCBI's taxonomy places the organism in Eukaryota, Apicomplexa, Aconoidasida, Haemosporida, Plasmodiidae. The coding region runs from base 1 to 1107 and encodes 368 amino acids. The record is from RefSeq and is a predicted model, not a curated record. The transcript has 3 exons.